Scedosporium apiospermum is the source of this 801-nucleotide messenger RNA. RefSeq lists its product as uncharacterized. The record is from RefSeq and is a predicted model, not a curated record. The coding region runs from base 1 to 801 and encodes 266 amino acids. The transcript is spliced from 6 exons. NCBI's taxonomy places the organism in Eukaryota, Fungi, Ascomycota, Sordariomycetes, Microascales, Microascaceae. Gene Ontology annotation, cellular component: membrane; cytoplasm.
AUGGCAUGGGAAACUACUCGUCGCCGGCUGGUCCGCAAAGUGAACAGCAAAUAUAUUUACGGUCGCAUCCCGCUGCUACAUACCGUUGUCCUCUUUAUCGAAGUUACCCUCCUCGCGCGACUGACGACCAAGUUCAGCGUUUACUACGAAGACCGACCAGUCAUGACCAUGAUGAUCACCAACGCCAUUCUCGGCGGCAUGGCCGACACCGUCGCCCAACUCAUAACCGCCAUCAACGCCCGCAAACCCCUCAAGCCAGGUGGCCUAUCCAAGCACGACCCGCUAUCCAUCGAACUCCACGAGCUCGACAGGAAAGACGGACUCCUGGGCAAAGAUUUCGAAAAGCGCGGGAUGGCCUUUCCCUUCGACUUUGAGCGUCUCGUUCGGUUCAUGGCGUACGGUUUCGCCAUCGCGCCGGCGCAGUUCAAGUGGUUCCGGUGGCUGGAGGAGCUUUUCCCUAUUACGAAGGAGAGUGCGUUGGUGCCGGCUUUGAAGCGGGUUGUUUGCGAUCAACUGCUUUGGGCGCCGUUGAGUGUUCUUGCGUUCUUCGUCUUCAUGACCGUCACUGAGGGGGGCGGUCGGCGAGCCAUAACUGCCAAGUUGAAGGAUAUGUACUUCCGGACACUCAUGACGAGCUAUCUCAUCUGGCCCGCUGUACAGAUUGUCAACUUUCGACUGAUGCCUAUCCAACUUCAACUGCCGUUCGUCUCUUGUGUUAGUAUCGCCUGGACGGCUUAUCUCUCCCUUGCCAACGCCUCUGAUGUGACGGACAGCGCCUUCGGCGAGCAUUGGGCGGGCUAG